AUGACAAGGGGGAAAAAGCGCACUCCGCCACUCUGUGGAGUGCCGGAGCGGCUCGGAAUAAAUUCAGCAAAGUUCCUUUCACGUUUAAAUGAUAACACAAGUAUAUUUGAUAUAUUCAAUGAAGACAUUGAUGAACAUCGAGAAUUAAAAGAUAUAAGAGAUGAAGCCACAGCAAAAUUAGAUCAACAGUACUUAGUAAAAAUGGAUAUUCGUUUAAGUUUUGAUUCAUUAAAAGAAACAAUACAAGAAAUGGCAUAA
Messenger RNA from Didymodactylos carnosus, 258 nucleotides. NCBI's taxonomy places the organism in Eukaryota, Metazoa, Rotifera, Eurotatoria, Philodinida, Philodinidae. The record is from the annotation of a GenBank genome assembly.